Molecule: messenger RNA, 1902 nt
Organism: Ziziphus jujuba (common jujube)
Lineage: Eukaryota; Viridiplantae; Streptophyta; Magnoliopsida; Rosales; Rhamnaceae
Product: linoleate 13S-lipoxygenase 2-1, chloroplastic-like
Biological process (GO): lipid oxidation
Molecular function (GO): metal ion binding; oxidoreductase activity, acting on single donors with incorporation of molecular oxygen, incorporation of two atoms of oxygen
Source: RefSeq, a predicted model, not a curated record
AUAAAUUUAGAUUGGCAAUUAAUUAGCUGCAAUUGAAUGCAGAUCCAUUGUCGGAGAAAAGGAGAAAGAAUUUCUGUGUUCCACGAGACGAAUGCUUCUCGGAGAUAAAGCAGCUGACUUUCUCCGCAAAGACUCUCCACUCGGUUUUGCAAACAUUAGCACCUUCCUUGGGGACAGUAAUGGACGAUAAAGACCUGGGAUUUCCUUAAUUCACAGCGAUUGAUUCUCUUUUCAGCGAAGGUGUGGAUCUGCCUCCCAUUGGAAACGAAGGCUUUCUCAGAACAAUUCUUCCUCGUGUCGUCAAAGCUAUUGCCGAUACUGGAGGAGAUGUUUUGCGCUUUGAGACCCCUGAAGCCUUAACCGGGAUAAGUUUUUCUGGUUUAGCGGCGAGGAAUUUGCAAGGCAGACCCUUGCUGGACUCAACCCUUAUAGCAUACGCUUGAUCAGGUUUGGUGAAACUUAAUCAUCAUGCACGAAUGGCCAUUAAAGAGUAGACUUGAUCCUGAGAUAUAUGGUCCAGGAAUCACUACACAAAUGAUAAAUCAAGAGAUUGGAGGCAUAAUGACUGUCGAUGAGGCCAUGAAGAAAAAGAAGUUGUUCAUCUUAGAUUACCACGACCUUUUGUUACCGUUUGUUAAAAGAGUAAGACAGAUUAAAGGGACAACACCAUAUGGAUCACGAACAAUAUUCUUCCUAAACCCAGAUGGCACAUUGAGACCAUUGGCCAUCGAGCUCACCCGACCACCAAUGGAUGAUAAACCCCAAUGGAAGCAAGUUUUCACACCCUGCAGUUGGCAUUCUUCUGGUGUGUGGCUAUGGAGGAUUGCCAAAAUUCAUGUUCUUGCCCAUGAUUCUGGUUAUCACCAACUCGUUAGUCACUGGCUAAGAACUCAUUGUGUAACAGAACCUUAUGUAAUUGCCACGAACAGGCAACUUAGUGUGAUGCAUCCAAUCUAUAGACUAUUGGAUCCUCACCUGUGGUACACGAUGGAGAUCAAUGCUCUUGCACGAGAAGCGCUUAUCAAUGCCGAAGGCACCAUUGAGACUUGUUUUGCACCUGGAAAGUACGCCGGAGAGCUUAGCUCUGUUGCUUAUGUCGUUGAAUGGCGCUUCGACUUGCAAGCAUUGCCUGCUGACCUUAUUAGCAGAGGAAUGGCUGUUGAAGACCCAGAUGCCCCACAUGGCCUGAAGCUCACAAUUGAAGAUUACCCUUUUGCAAAUGAUGGAUUACUUCUAUGGGAUGCCAUAAAAGAAUGGGUCUCUAACUAUGUGAACCAUUACUACCCUGAUCCAAGCCAAGUAGAAUCUGAUGAAGAGCUUCAAGCAUGGUGGACAGAGAUCAGAACUAAAGGCCAUGAACACAAGAAGGAUGAACCAUGGUGGCCUGUCCUUAAAACCUCCAAAGAUCUGAUAGAAAUCAUAACAGCAAUUGUAUGGGUAACAUCUGGUCACCAUGCAGCUGUGACUUUCGGACAGUAUACUUAUGCUGGUUAUUUCCCUAACCGACCUACAAUUGCAAGAACUAAUAUCCCAACCGAAGACCCUUCUGAAGAAGAUUGGAAGAGGUUCAUGAAGAAACCAGAAACCGCACUUUUCCAGUGCUUCCCUUCAAAGCUUCAAGCAAUAAGGGUGAUGGCUGUUUUGGACAUUUUGUCUAAUCAUUCUCCGGAUGAGGGGUACCUUGGAAAGACCAUGGAGCAGUCAUGGGCUGAUGAUCCCAUAAUAAAGGCAGCGUUUGAAAGGUUUAAUGAAAGGUUGAAGAUGAUCGAAGGGAUCAUUGAUGAGAUCAAGAACCGAAAUGGAGCUGGAACCUUGCCUUAUGAGCUUUUGAAGCCCUUUUCUCCACCUGGGGUCACAGGAAAGGGUGUUCCCUAUAGCAUUUCCAUUUGAAAUCAUAUUAUU